GUCCCGGUGGUAAGAGUCAUUCAGUGGAGAUCGAGCAACCGCGACGAUCACAUCACACAGAUCUAUCGAUUACGCAGGACCGCGCGAGACUUUCCAACGAGGUGCUCCGCCAAGUCAAGACUUGACGACGACUUGAUAACUCGCGGUGAAUAGUUAACCACGACCAUGGCCAGAACACUCUUGUUUAUUUUGGCUGUCCUAAUCUGCGGCCAGACGAUCUUCGUGCACCCCGCGAUCCUCGACAACCUAUCGUUAAAACGACUCUUGCGACAGUCCCCGCAACGGAAGACAUACUGGGAAACCCGCCGACGACUGAUACUGGAUGAGAAGCGACUGUCUCUAGGCGGCGAACUGGAACUCAGUCCCAUCGAGGCCAGGGCCAAUCAGGUCCUAAUGAGAGCCAAAAGCCGAGAAAUCUACGACGGUUUCAUCACCGGCAAUAGCUUUCUACCGUCGCGUAACUUCAUGGAAGUGAUACCGAAGAUCGAGGAGUCCGAGGUGUUCAAGAUUCUGCGCGAUAUGCCCAAGGGUGCUGUCCUGCACGCUCACGAGUCCGCCAUCGCCUCGCUCGAGUAUCGGCUCAAUCUGACCUAUCGCGAGAACCUAUACGUGUGCGACGAGAACAGCACCCUGCGGCUCAAAUUCUUUAACACGUCCGACAGCGAUUGCAAUUGGCAAUUACUGAGCGACGUGCGGAAAGAUCCGGCCCAGACCGAUGAUAUUAACGAGAGGAUCAUGCGAUCCUUGACGAUGGUCACAGAGAACCCGAAAAGCGUUUACGCCACCGUCGACAAGGCGUGGCAGAAGUUUGACAGCAUCUUCAGGUUUAUGAAGCCCUUAGUAUCGUACCGACCGAACUAUGAGGAUCUCUAUUAUCGUAAUCUCCAGGAGCUCUACGACGACAACGUGAUGUACGCGGAGAUACGGUCGACGCUAUCGUCGUUGUACGAUCUUCACGGCAACGCGUACGGACCGAUGGAAAUGGUACAACUCCACAAGGACAUCACCGACAGGUUUAUGAAGGAUCAUCCCGACUUCAUCGGUGCAAAGAUGAUAUACGCGCCGCCGCGUGGCGUCGACCAGGCACGAGUAGACUACUAUCUGAAAACGUUGGUGCAGAUAAAAAAAUUCUAUCCGGAUUUCGUGGCUGGUUUCGACUUGGUCGGCCAGGAGGACAAAGGAAAACCUCUCAUUGAAUUUGCCGACAAAUUGAAUGCCGUUGAUCCGGGAAUUCAAUUCUUCUUCCACGCCGGCGAGACCAACUGGAAUGGAGCAUCCACCGACAUGAAUCUCUUUGACGCUUUCUUACUCAAUACCAAACGCAUCGGCCACGGAUACGCGUUAACGAAGCAUCCGCUCCUAUGGAAGAUCGCGCAGCGAUUAAAUAUCGCGGUGGAGGUCUGUCCUAUCUCGAACCAAGUUCUCAGUCUUGUGGAGGACAUGCGGAAUCACCCUGCGGCCAGUUUAUUCGCAUCGGGAUCGCCCGUGGUGGUCUCCAACGACGAUCCCGGACUUUGGGGCGCCAAAGGGUUGACCUACGACUUUUACGAGGCCUUCAUGGGUAUCAUGAGCGCCAAUUCAGAUCUCAGGAGUCUCAAGCAACUGGCGAUAAAUUCGCUGACCUAUAGCAGCAUGAACAGACGAGAGAAGUGGAAUGCGCUGCAACAAUGGCAGAUCAGGUGGGACAACUUCGUGGCCAAACUAGCCCAAUUAGCCUAACGACGACGGAUCGGCACAUCAGAUGCGAAAAGUGCCUCAUCCCUUUUCGCGUCAUUGAUAUGAGCAAAGAUGAAAAGAAUAUUCCCGACAAAACAACAGAACGGUGCCAUAUAAUUUGAAUAUUCUCAGAAUAUUUGUAAACAGUAUUUUUACAUAUUGUGUUUUCAGUACCACCGUCAACAAUACCACCAAAACUGCGUAUUAAUUAACUUUACGGAACUGUAUUUUAUCUUAAGAUUCUUAUUAGAAUUUUAUAUAUGAAUUACUACUACCUCAUCACAUUCUUUAACGAUGAAUCUGACGAUGCAUCGCAUGGGAAUAUUUAUAAUAUACUUGUACAUACGUCAAAUGGAUUACGCUUAAUGUGAAGAAACCAAUUACUAUAACGUAGAUUUUUCAAAAAUAUACUGCGCCGUAUCUUACGUUUUGUACAAUAAGAUAUAAGAACUGCACAAUAAAGUAAAUGCUAUUUGUUCAUAACAUA
Wasmannia auropunctata (little fire ant) is the source of this 2203-nucleotide messenger RNA. RefSeq names its product adenosine deaminase CECR1-like. The coding region runs from base 166 to 1719 and encodes 517 amino acids. NCBI's taxonomy places the organism in Eukaryota, Metazoa, Arthropoda, Insecta, Hymenoptera, Formicidae. Gene Ontology annotation, biological process: inosine biosynthetic process; adenosine catabolic process. The record is from RefSeq and is a predicted model, not a curated record. The transcript is spliced from 4 exons. Gene Ontology annotation, molecular function: adenosine deaminase activity.